This is a messenger RNA of Aureococcus anophagefferens, 1257 nucleotides long. RefSeq lists its product as hypothetical. Gene Ontology annotation, biological process: fructose metabolic process; fructose 2,6-bisphosphate metabolic process. The record is from RefSeq and is a predicted model, not a curated record. Gene Ontology annotation, cellular component: cytosol. Gene Ontology annotation, molecular function: fructose-2,6-bisphosphate 2-phosphatase activity; ATP binding; 6-phosphofructo-2-kinase activity. NCBI's taxonomy places the organism in Eukaryota, Pelagophyceae, Pelagomonadales, Pelagomonadaceae. The transcript is spliced from 2 exons. The annotation marks the transcript as partial.
AGCACGCCCUCGGACAAGAUCGUGCUCAUCCUCGUCGGCCUGCCCGCGCGCGGCAAGACGUUCGUCGCGCGCAAGGUGCACCGCUACCUCGAGUUCUUCCACGCGGUCAACGUGCGGCUCUUCAACAUCGGCAACUACCGGCGCAAGCUCCUCGGGGACCACCACCCGGCGGAGUGGUUCGACCCGAAGAACGAGACGGGCGCGCGCGAGCGCAAGCUCGCGACGGACGCGGCGCUCGGCGACCUCAGCGCGUGGCUCGCGGAGGAGAACGACGGCCGCGUCGCCAUCCUCGACGGGACCCACUCGACGCUGGCCAAGCGCAACUACGCCUACGACAAACUGCGCAAGCUCGACUGCAAGGUCAUCUUCCUCGAGUCCAUCUGCUCGGACCGCGACGUCGUCGAGCGCAACAUCGUCUCCUGCAAGCUCGGCACGCCGGACUACGUGGGCAUGUCCGAGCGCGACGCCGUCGAGGACUUCCGGCGGCGCGUCGCCCAGUACGAGUCCAACUACGAGACCAUCGACGCGGACUGCCUCGACGGCGCCGAGAGCAACCGGAGCUGGAUCAAGAUCAUCGACUGCCGCCGCUUCGUCAUCAACAACAUCCGGGGCUACAUGCCCGGCCGCCUCGUCCAGUUCCUCAGCCACCUCCACAUGGAGCCCCACGUCUUCUACUUCAGCCGCCACGGCCAGUCGGAGUACAACGUGCUCGGCAAGAUCGGCGGCGACAGCGGCCUCUCGGCCGCGGGCGACGCCUACGCGAAGAAGCUCGCGGAGUUCUGCGUCUCCGAGGUCACGAAGGCGCCCGACGGCUCCGAGCGGCCCGCGCGCCUCUGGACACGCACAUCGACUACGAGGGCGACGACGUCGGCCACGCGCAGGAGUGGGUCCAGCUCCGGAUCCCUCGCGUGGUCGAACCUGGACGAGAUCUUCGCGGGCGUCUGCGACGGCAUGACCUACGCGGAGAUCGAGGAGCACUACCCCGAGGAGUUCAAGCGGCGCCAGGACGACAAGCUCGCCUACCGCUACCCGCGCGGCGAGUCGUACCUCGACAUGAUCCACCGCCUCGACACGAUGGUCCACGAGAUGGAGCGCCACCGCGAGCCGCUCCUCAUCGUCGCGCACCAGGGCAUCCUCCGCCUCCUCUACGCCUACCUCAUGGGCCUCUCCCGCGAGGAGGCGCCCUACGUCUCCAUCCCCCUGAACACGGUCAUCCGCCUCCAGCCCAAGACCUACAGCUGCGACGAGGAGCGCUUC